This is a messenger RNA of Miscanthus lutarioriparius, 885 nucleotides long. The record is from the annotation of a GenBank genome assembly. Lineage: Eukaryota; Viridiplantae; Streptophyta; Magnoliopsida; Poales; Poaceae.
AUGGCACCUGCCGGUGAUAUCGGCAGCCUGCACCACCUCCUCUUGUCGCGCCACGGCGGCCUCCUGCACCUGACGCCGACGCUGGACUCGUUCCGCCGCAUCCGGGAGGAGGAGGCUGGGAGGCUCUUGCGUUCCGUGGCCUACUCCUGCGCUGCCGGGCACGGCGGCAGCGCGGUGGUGGACAUCGGCGAGCGGGUGUGCCGCGCCAUGAACGACACCGUGGUGCGGUCGGCCGUCGGCGGGCGGUGCGCGCGGCGGGACGAGUUCCUGCGCGAGCUCCACAGGGCCGUGGUGCUCACCUCCGGCUUCAACCUGGCGCUGUCGGAGCUGACGAGGAACCCGCGGGCGAUGCGCAGGGCUCAGGCCGAGGUGCGGGAGGCCUUCAGGGGGCAGCAGAGGCUCACCGAGGCCGACACGGCGAGGCUGAGGUACCUGCCGCUGGUGGUGAAGGAGACGCUGCGGCUGCACGUGCCCGUGCCGUUCCUGCUGCCUCGGGAGUGCCGCGAGGCGUGCCGGGUGAUGGGCUACGACGUGCCCCGGGGAACCAAGGUGCUGGUCAGCGCGUGGGCGAUCGCCAGGGACGCCGCGUACUGGGACGACACCGAGGUGUUCCGACCGCAGCGGUUCGAGGGGACCGGCGGCGUCUACUUCAGAGGCACCGACUUCGAGUUCAUCCCGUUCGGCGCUGGCAGGCGGAUGUGCCCUGGCAUGGCGCUGGGGCUCGUCAACAUGGAGCUGGCGCUCGCGGGCCUCCUCUACCACUUCGACUGGACGCUGUCGGACGGCGACGGGAAGGUGCUGGACAUGAGUGAGGCGUUCGGUAUCACCGUGAAGAGGAAGUCCAAGCUCGUGCUGCGCGCCACGCCGCGUGCUCCAUGCUCAUAA